Messenger RNA from Ochotona princeps (American pika), 1592 nucleotides. RefSeq names its product retrotransposon Gag like 10 (gene RTL10). Bases 331 to 1518 code for a protein of 395 amino acids. NCBI's taxonomy places the organism in Eukaryota, Metazoa, Chordata, Mammalia, Lagomorpha, Ochotonidae. The record is from RefSeq and is a predicted model, not a curated record. The transcript is spliced from 3 exons.
CUGGCCGGGCCGUGUGGCGGCGAGCGCUCGGGAGGCCGGCGAGGUCGCGUUUGGUCGUGGCCCUCGGAGGAAGGCCCGUCUCUGGCCGCUGCCGACCUGUGGGACCUUCUCGGCCCGCGCCUCGCGUGUUUGUAGGUAGAUUGCCUCGGACGAUGGUCUGCGUCUGACAGUCCCCUCGGCUCAGCUGUCAGCUCUCCCUGCUCCUCUGCACCUGGUUCGGGUCAGCCACAUCCCACCAGCCGAUCCCUGACAAGCCCAUUGUGCCGUGCCAGCCUCUUCUGUCUGCACCUGCCCUCCUGUGCCAGCUCUCUGCUCCCUUGUGCUCCCAGCAUGUCUCACGGCCAGCCCCAGCGGCAAGGCCCUCCUAUUCCCAUCCAGGCAGCAGCCAAUUACGCCAACGCACACCCUUGGGAGCAGAUGGACCCAGCCUCUGGUGCGGUGGCGUAUGCCCCCAUGGUGGAUCCCUGGAUUGAGAGGCCCUGCUGCGGGGACCCGGUUUGCGUGCGCACCACCAUGGAGCAGAAGAGCCCCGACAGCAGCGCCCCUGACCAGAAGCCCCCAGAGAGAGUGCCCCUUGCUGUGCGCGUACCCCGGCCCCUGCGGGUGGACUUCCACUGGGUGCCUGGCUCAGAUCCAGGCACCUUCGACGGCUCCCCGUGGCUGCUGGACCGCUUUUUGGCCCAGCUGGGUGAUUACAUGUCCUUCCGCUUCGAUCACUACCAAGACCAGCUCAGCCGUGUCUGCGAGAUCCUCGGCCGCCUGACUGGCCGUGCCCGGGCAUGGGCAGCCCCCUACCUGGACGGGCAGCUGCCCCUGCCUAAUGAUUAUGAGCUCUUCUGCCAAGAGCUUGAGGGAAUAGUUCAUGACCCUGAGAAUAUUGCCGCGUUCCGUGCCGCCAUGCCCUGCUCCCUGCCCCCGGCCUCGAGCCAGCCGCCAGUGGCCCCGCAGCUGCCCGUGGUGAGGCAGUACUUAGCCAGGUUCGCAGAGGCCCUGGCUCUCAACAUGCGCACUCCCCCGAGGCCUGUCCCAGCAGCAUCGGCCACCCCUGCAGGACCUAGGCCUGAAUCCACACCCAGAAAUGCCCAGCAGAACAUCCCUGGGCCCACAGAGACCCCUGCACCCUCGAGUUCUGCGGGGAGCCCUGGUCCUGUUGGGGCAGCUGCCCCCCAGCCUGAGGGGGGAGCCCUCGAGGCUGCUUGCCCUAUACUCUCAGAAUCUGUGAGGCCACAUGCCCAGAAGGAGGACCUAGCGUGUGCAGGGGCUCCAGAGCCCCAGAAAACAGAGGAAGGGGUAACUGAGACCCAGGGAGGCCAGGAGGUGUCCUCGGACGCCCCCCAGGGAGUACUGGAGACCCCAGGAGAGCCAUCAUUUUCUCCUGUCCCAUCCCCUACAUCCCUGGGUUCUCAACCUGACCCAGACAGUUGUGAUGAAGUGGCCUGUGCGUCCGGAGAGGCCCGUGACCCCCAUUUGGGGCACAGUGACCUCCCCACGGGGCCAGGUGACCUCAAAGAGGGGUGAGGGUAUGUGCUUAUUCAGGACCCUUCCCUGCCUGAGUGCAGGCAAUUUUCCCUGCCUUGGGGGCUGCCUUUUGC